Macadamia integrifolia is the source of this 3205-nucleotide messenger RNA. RefSeq lists its product as uncharacterized. NCBI's taxonomy places the organism in Eukaryota, Viridiplantae, Streptophyta, Magnoliopsida, Proteales, Proteaceae. The coding region runs from base 279 to 2516 and encodes 745 amino acids. The transcript is spliced from 16 exons. Gene Ontology annotation, biological process: alternative mRNA splicing, via spliceosome. Gene Ontology annotation, molecular function: ribonucleoprotein complex binding; protein binding. The record is from RefSeq and is a predicted model, not a curated record. Gene Ontology annotation, cellular component: cytoplasm; nuclear body.
CCGACUCACAUUAGGCCCUCUUUUUCAGUAAUCUUCACCGACGGAAAUCGCAAAACAUACACAUACUGUACCGCGAGCUGGAGAUAUUUCGGCGGUGGAAAAUUCCCGGUGGCCGUGGGUGCUUUUGAAAUCCAGGUAUGUUAUAGCCUGGAUGCAAAUUUAGUUUGCCUAUGCUUGGAGAAUCUUCACUUAACGUGAAAAUUUCGGUUUCCCUUCAUUCAACCUUUUCCAUGAUCAGCCUUAGCAGUGAUAGCCUAGUUAAUUAAACAGAGUUCCGCAUGGAUAACUUUCCUGAAAAACCACUUCCUCCUGGUGUUCCAUUUCCCCCAAAUGCUUCAUCAAAUUCAGCUUCUUCAGUUCCACCUGCCUUGCCUCUUCCUCAGCCUAUUGAGUACACUGUGAGACCUCAUCAUUUUCACUAUUCAGGCAACAAUCUGUUCCCUCUCCCUCAAUCUGAUGCAUCCUUUCCUCCUCCUGGUCAGAAUUCAAUUCCACAUUCUCCUGCAUCACAUCAAUCUCAUUUUCCACCUUUUGCUCCGCAUUCAUCAGAACCAAGGCCUAGUAACUUCCAGAUCAACCCCAUCCCCGAUCCUCACCCGCCAAUAUGUCAAAAUCUAAGACAGCAGGCUCAUUGUUCAAUCACAUCACCUGGGGCUGUUCAUAGUGUGAUGCAUCAUCACUUUGACAGCAGAGGCUCUCAGGUUGUACCAGAAAAUUCUCAACAACCAAACUUAGGGGCAUCAAAUCAUGCAAAUCAAGGUGGAAAAGUUGGGUCCUCUGAACCUUCCAAUACAUGCAUGGAUGAUUCAUUGAGUUCAAUCCAGGUCAAUGUUUUCAUGGAUCAGCAGAACAAGAAGCAGAAAAUCAUAGAAACACCAGUGGAAGGGCAAUCAAUUUCAGAUGGUUAUCUUAAUGGAAAUGAUGAGACCAAAUAUAGGUCCACUUUUUCAUCGGUUGAUCAAGAAUCUGAUCACUGUCUUCAUCUGCAGAAAGAGUCAAACCUUUCUCAAGAAGUUCAUGAUGCUUCUGCUAGCUACUCAAAGUUAUUGGGAAAUGGUGAUGAUAUUGAAACUGCUGCCCAGGAUGCUGUGCUGCGUGAGCAAGAAAUUGCUACCCAACAAAUUAUACAGAGCCAACGACAAUCAAGAGGUUCCACUGGAACUGAGGAGGAUACAAAAGACAUUCUUUUUGGAUGCCGUGACACAAAUGCUUUGAAGGAGCAUCUGUUGAAGAUGGCCACAGACCAUCGUGCAGAAAUGGCUUCAAAACGUGGGAAAUCUGUGCUUCCUGAGAAAGGAAAUUUAGAAAUUGGAAAUGGCUAUGGUGUACCUGGUGGAGGUGCUUAUUAUGGUGGCCCAAGGCCUUCUAUCACAUCUGGAAAUUUAGAAAUUGGAAAUGGCUAUGGUGUACCUGGUGGAGGUGCUUAUUAUGGUGGCCCAAGGCCUUCUAUCACAUCUGGAACUUCUGGGUCUGAAAUUCAUGAAGGCGGCCAGAAAAAUUCUGAGCUGGAUGAGAGUAAAGGGGAACCAAAAGCUGCGACAGGAGCAUUGCCGGAAUACCUGAAGCAGAGGUUGAGAGCUAGGGGUAUUCUUAAAGAUAACACAGCUAAAGGGUGCUCUGUGCCAGCUAAAAACAAGUGGGAGACUCUGUCAGUAGAAACUGUAGCAGUUGCCAGAUUGCCUCCUGGAUGGGUGGAGGCAAAAGACCCUGGAAGUGGUUCCGUGUAUUAUUAUAAUGGAAGUACAGGGAAAAGUCAAUGGGAGAUCCCAGUUGAGUCUGCUACUGUUCCACAAAGCCCAACGCCUUUACCACUGCCACAAGAUUGGGAAGAGGCAUUAGAUGAGACAACAGGUCAAAAGUACUACUACAAUACAAAGACACAUGUUUCACAAUGGGAGCGGCCAGAUUCCUCAGAACAGGUUUCUUCACAACAGAUGGAUAAGAUGCAUUCAAGAAAUGUGAGUAAUUGUAAUGAGGAUGAUCAGUCAUCCAUGACAAAGAAAUGCGCAGGAUGUGGUGGAUGGGGACUUGGGCUUGUCCAGACAUGGGGUUAUUGCAACCAUUGUACAAGGGUUCUGAAUCUUCCAUUCCAGCAGUACACGGCUCCCCAUCUAAUUUAUCAACAGCGGAUCAGCAACACUGCAAAUACCAGAGAAAAUUCACACAAAAUGGAAUCCAAGCAUAGGUCCACUUCGAAACUGCCAAGUGGAAAAGGCAACAAAAGAGACUUCAAGAAACGUACAUUCGCUGAUGAUGAGGAAUUGGAUCCAAUGGACCCAAGCUCUUAUUCUGAUGCUCCUCGUGGUGGCUGGGUUGUUGGUCUGAAAGGAGUACAACCACGAGCAGCAGAUACCACUGCUACGGGUCCUCUCUUUCAGCAGCGUCCAUACCCUUCACCUGGUGCUGUCCUCCGAAAAAAUGCUGAAAUUGCUGCACAGUCCAAGAAACCAAACUCUCAUUUUGCACCCAUAUCGAAGAAGGGAGACGGAAGUGAUGGACUUGGUGAUGCAGACUGAGAUGAUCUGAAUUGUUACUGCAGUAUUAUGGCUCUGCUGCUCGACUGUACCAUGUUAGGUGAUCCAUGAUCAGUGCCAUGUUCAAUGAUCUUUGAUAGCAUGAAUUGAGCGGGAGUAUAGCGAGAACAACAAAUCAUUUGCUAAUGGAUCAGUGAUCUCUUUCAGAUAACAUUAAAUGUGCAUGUCAGGCCAUGAUAAAGAGUUGGGUGAAGUGAAUCUCAUUAUGGACUGCUUUGUAUCUUGGCUUUUGUAUUAGCAAAGCAAUGGGAUGUCUUUUAAGUGUAAUCACCUAAAUGACUUGCAUUUGUGUGGCGGAUGAUGCUGAUUUCCUUGCAAUGAUGUGCGAGCUUGAUUAAGUCUACAAGAAGUAUCUGACUAUGAUAUUGGUUGUGAGCAUCAGUUCAAGCUGCCUAUGGAAGCAAGUCAGUAGUUAGUUUCACAUUUUAAUACAUCAAGAACCCUAAGAAGAGUACAGUAGCAGCUCUGAAUUACUAACAUGAAAGACCAUUUGAUGUAUGAGCUCUAAACACAUAUGCGAUAGAAGAGUCAGAAGAGUUUGUAUAAGUGAAUCCCCAUUGACAACAAUAAUUAUCUUGUAGGACCAAUGGAGGAGCACUGGUUUCUUGUUUAUAUGUUUCAAAUCAUUGAGAGAUUUUAAUUAGUAUAGUUCUUCUGUUGGGUUCUCUUAA